CCAUCAUCUCCAACCCCCAUAAUAAGCACAAGCAACAUAAUAAGCACAAAUAGGGUCGACGUUCUUUACCAUUGCAAUCACUCUCAUUUAACUUAUCCAUUCCUUUCCCUUUUUCCCCGUAACUUCUUUUAUCCAUAAAAUCUUAAGAUAGCCAACCUCUAUAGCUAUGUAUAACCAAAAACCAUCUUCUCCAACAUCUUCAUUUCUCCCUUGUACAAAAACCCUUUUCAACAAAACUGCGGAUCUUCCCAUUCCCAAUGAUGAUGAUGUUGAACUACAUAGAUUCCCUACUCUCUCUGAGGCCCUGGAAGAGAUCAAAGCCAUCGGGAAGAUCUCAGGCCCGACAGCGAUCAGUAGUUUACUGCUAUAUUCAAGAGCUAUGAUCUCCAUGCUCUUUCUUGGAUACCUUGGUGAACUUGAGCUCGCUGGUGGUUCUCUUGCCAUUGGUGUUGCCAACAUUACUGGUUACUCUGUAAUCUCUGGUUUAGCCAUGGGAAUGGAACCCAUUUGCGGACAAGCUUAUGGGGCCAAACAAUGGAAACUCCUUGGGUUAACACUGCAAAGAACGGUGCUUCUCCUCCUCUCGGCUUCUAUCCCUAUCUCUUUCAUGUGGGUCAACAUGAAAGCUAUCCUUCUUUGGUGUGGUCAAAACCAGGAAAUAUCAUCCGUGGCUCAUACAUUUAUUCUUUUCGCCAUUCCCGACCUUUUUUUCCUCUCACUUCUUCACCCGCUUCGAAUCUACCUCAGGACUCAAAGCAUUACAUUGCCCGUAACUUACUGUUCAGCCAUCUCUGUGGUUCUCCACGUCCCCUUGAAUUACCUCCUUGUUUUCCAUUUCAAGCUUGGUGUUGCUGGGGUGGCUAUAUCCAUGGUUUGGACCAACCUCAACGUCUUCCUCUUCCUCUCUUCGUUCGUCUACUUCUCGGGGGUAUAUAAAGAUUCUUGGGUAACUCCAAGCACCGAUUGUCUCAGGGGAUGGUCCUCUCUGCUUGCUCUUGCUGUACCAACUUGUGCCUCGGUUUGCCUUGAAUGGUGGUGGUACGAGUUCAUGAUAUUGAUGUGUGGUUUGCUUGUUAACCCCAAGGCUACCAUUGCUUCCAUGGGGAUCCUUAUUCAAACAACUUCUCUAGUCUAUUGUUUCCCUUCAGCUUUAAGCGUUGGAGUAUCCACAAGAGUUGGGAAUGAACUCGGCGCAAACCGGCCCGGGAAAGCUCGGAUUUCCAUGAUCGUCUCCCUCGUUUGCGCAGUAUCGAUCGGCCUCUCGGCCAUGUUGUUUACAACCUUGAUGAGACACCAAUGGGGCAAGUUUUUCACCAACGAUACCGAAAUCCUCGAGCUUACAGCCGUUGCAUUGCCUAUUGCCGGGCUUUGCGAGCUCGGCAAUUGCCCACAAACAACCGGUUGCGGUGUGCUGAGAGGUAGCGCCAGGCCGACCAUUGGAGCCAACAUAAACUUGGGUUCAUUCUACUUCGUGGGGAUGCCAGUAGCUAUCCUAAUGGGGUUCAUAAUAAAAAUGGGGUUCGCCGGACUCUGGCUCGGUUUGCUUGCGGCUCAAGCAUCAUGCGCUUCCCUCAUGCUAGUAGUUCUUUGGAGAACAGAUUGGAUGGUCCAAGUGGAGAGAGCAAGAUUGCUCACACAAACAACAAAUACAUGUAACAAUAAACCAGUCCCUCCAUUGCUGAUUUCACCUAAACCUAAAGAAACUAACAACAAGAAAAUGGGUGAUGAUGUUGUUGAAGAGAUCAUAGUGUGCAUCAAUGAUGAGCUUGUGAAGCCUACACUUGAAACACACCCUCUCCUAUCUAACUCACACAUUGAUGAGCAUUAACCAGAGUUUCAAUUACCCUUUUGCCUCAUUUUUGCCACCACCCCAUCACAUAAAUUGAGUUUGAUCUGAACAUUUACUGUUCCUACUAUUAAUUUCUACUGUACAAGAGAGCCCUUUUACUUAUAUUUUCUUGUUUUAACUUGAUUUUUUUUCCUUCCAUUUUUCCCUUUUUCUAUUUAAGUCCCCAUUAUGUAUUUAAUAAUGAAUGUAGAAUGAGAUAGAUAUAUUUAAUUUA
This is a messenger RNA of Gossypium raimondii (Peruvian cotton), 2063 nucleotides long. RefSeq names its product protein DETOXIFICATION 48. The coding region runs from base 167 to 1828 and encodes 553 amino acids. The record is from RefSeq and is a predicted model, not a curated record. Gene Ontology annotation, molecular function: xenobiotic transmembrane transporter activity; antiporter activity. Gene Ontology annotation, biological process: xenobiotic detoxification by transmembrane export across the plasma membrane. The transcript has 2 exons. Lineage: Eukaryota; Viridiplantae; Streptophyta; Magnoliopsida; Malvales; Malvaceae. Gene Ontology annotation, cellular component: membrane.